CUCACAGCCAGAUGUUCCAGUCACAACCUCCUAAAGAAAAUUUCUCCAGGAACCAAAUGCUGGAGACGGUGGAGCUUACAAAUGUACAGCGAAGAAUCAGUUGGGCGAAUCAAAUGCCAAUAUCAACCUCAAUUUUGCAGGAGGCGGAGGUGAAGAACCAAAGUCUAAAGGUCCGUCUUUCGUUGGUAAACCACGAAUCAUUCCAAAAGACGGUGGAGCCUUGAUUGUGAUGGAAUGCAAAGUCAAGAGUCCCACUCCACCGACCGCAAAAUGGAUGAAAGAUGGUGUACCGCUACAAAUGGGUGGUCUUUACCAUGCCAUAUUUACUGAUCUAGGAGAUCAAACUUAUUUGUGCCAAUUAGAAAUUAGGGGUCCGUCCGUUUCGGAUGCUGGCCAGUAUCGUUGUAAUCUUCGUAACGAGCAAGGUGAGACGAAUGCCAAUCUCGCACUGAACUUUGAGGAACCCGAACCUAAUGAGCGACAGGAAAAGAAGGUAACGCAUUUUUUUUCACUUUUGACUUCUGAAUUGAGAUGCUCUUUUCCUCGAUAUGAGCCCCGUAUGAUUAGCUGCUCUCAUUAAUC
Cylicostephanus goldi is the source of this 582-nucleotide messenger RNA. The record is from the annotation of a GenBank genome assembly. Lineage: Eukaryota; Metazoa; Nematoda; Chromadorea; Rhabditida; Strongylidae.